GCCCGUGCUUCUGGAUCACAACGAUAGUUUCCUUUACGUUCAAGUGGGCCUUCACCAGUUUCCAAAAGCAUGUGGACGAUCUACCCUUCGACUAAUCCGAGCCAAGGAGCCACUCAAUUGCCGACUCAUUUGCAUAAGUUUAAUAGACUGCGCCCAAUCGUCCAUCUUUCUCAGAUACCACCAUGACAACGCGUCAAGAUGAAGAAGAGACUCAUCUUCUCCAACAGCCAGACCAGCUGGUAGCCCGAACUUCACCUCUGCCAUGGGAUCAAUUCUGGAUCAUAUUAUUCUUGCAGCUUUCCGAUUCGCUUGUCGUUCAGACUCUUGCCCCAUUUACCCCUCAACUGAUCAGAGACAUUGGUGUGACGAACGGAGACGAAUCUCAAGUUGGACACUAUGUUGGCAUCCUGCAAUCAUCAUAUUAUACGGCUCAAGCACUGACUAUCCUCCCUUGGAGCCAACUGUCUGAUCACAUAGGGCGGAAACCUGUGAUUCUGACUGCUCAAUUCGCAAUGUCGAUUUCAAUGUUCUCGUUUGGGCUAUCGAAAAAUUUUGUCGGUCUGGUAGUCAGUCGUGCUUUCUGCGGGGCAUUUAAUGGAAGCAAUGGGGUCAUCAAAAGCAUGGUGAUGGACAUCACUGACACAACUAACUUGCCGAAGGCAUUUAGCUAUAUGCCGCUCCCAUGGAUGUUGGGGACCUUAGUUGGACCCCUCGUUGGUGGAUCGCUCUCCAGACCCGUGGACAGAUUCCCUGAGAUUUUUGGGCGAUCAAUACUGCUGCAAAUCUACCCAUACCUCUUGCCAUGCGCUGUUCCAGCUAUAUUCGCCCUGGUGGCUUGGCUAGUCGCGUAUUUUUGUUUCAAAGAGAGCGUUUCAACAACGACACCACUUUGGAAGCUGACAAAAGGAAGGCUCUUGCGACAGUCAUAUGCAAAGCCUUUUCCGCCAUCGAGAAAUGCUCUGGCCGUUCGUGAGGUAGCGAACUCUGAAGGAGUAGCAUCAAAGCCGUUGCCACUGUGCGCCUUGCUAACUCCAAAGGUCCUGACUGUGACAACAAGUUAUGUCACCAUGACUCUGCUUUACAUGGGAUUCAGUUCGGUUCUACCUGUUUUCUACUCGACGCCGAUUGAACUCGGUGGUCUUUCCCUUGAUCCUCCCAAGAUUGGUGCUAUACUUGCGGUAUCAGGUGUCGCGCAUGGUGUAUUCCAACUACUUUUCUACUCGCGGCUACAUGAUCGCUUCGGUGCAGGAGCCAUGCAUGUUACUGGUGUUGUCUCUGGCAUACCUAUCAUCAUUUUAUUCCCGGUGACCAAUGCGCUUGCUCGAGUCCAUGGCCUGGGUUUGGCGGUAUGGCUGUCUGUUGGCGUUCAACUUUCGCUGGUAACUAGCUUGAUCAUGUGCUAUCCCUGUUUAGUAUUGUUUAUCAGAGCCGCCGCUCCCAAUCGCGCAUCGCUUGGAGCGACCAAUGGAAUUGUCCAGCUAGUUGUGGCAGGAGCAAAAAUCGUUGCCCCAGCAUCUGCAGCUUCGGUUUUCUCUUAUUCGAUGCAGGAAGGUCAUGACGCAUGGUCGAUAUAUUACUAUUUGAUGGCAUUUGCAUUUCUCGCUGUAGGCACUUCUCUCUUACUUCCUCGUGAUCCUAGUCUAUGGGAAGAUCACCAAUAGUAUCGUCACUAGUGAUCUGCAUGUUGUCUGUUUUUAGCCAUGAUGUUCAGUAAUAGGUGGUAUAUAGCGCGGUAGCCAAACAGAGAUAUUUUUGCGUCCUUAA
Suillus fuscotomentosus is the source of this 1764-nucleotide messenger RNA. RefSeq names its product major facilitator superfamily domain-containing protein. Gene Ontology annotation, molecular function: transmembrane transporter activity. The record is from RefSeq and is a predicted model, not a curated record. The coding region runs from base 183 to 1661 and encodes 492 amino acids. The transcript has 7 exons. NCBI's taxonomy places the organism in Eukaryota, Fungi, Basidiomycota, Agaricomycetes, Boletales, Suillaceae. Gene Ontology annotation, biological process: transmembrane transport.